ACACUAUUUUUCACUUGUAGCCGGAAUUUCAAAGAGUUCACAAGCAACGUCACCAGAGAAUUACUAAUUAAUAUCAGUUUCCAACAUGAGCGCGCUAUCUAUCAAGUGUUUUUGCUGACGAAAAUUACCGAAAUGAACGGCCGUGCACAUCCGAUUCAGCGUUCCGACAUCCAUCUUCAUAUUGAUGUACCAGUAUCAGAUAUGGGCUUAGAAAAUACCCCUAUAGUAGAGCCUUGUCAUCGUAUAACCACAAUGAAUCGGCGAUACUACCGAGGAUGGAUGGUCUGUCUAGCGGGUUUUAUUCUCGAUGUACCUUUCAUGGGAAUGGUUAUGAGUUUUGGGGAGCUACUCUCCCCACUGCUCGACACAUUUGGUGGAGGUACCGCAUUAAUAAGUUGGGUUGGUUCUAUAGGAUUUGGAAUGGCUUACGUCGCCAACCCAAUUUCAGCAAAUUUAUAUCACAGAUUCGGGUGCCGGAGAGUGUCACUAUGUGGCGUCCUACUCGGAGCAAUAUCACUUUUCCUCUGCUCUUAUGUUAAAUCAUUUGGACUGAUGUUCCUUACGUAUAGUUUGAUGUUUGGAUUUGCCACCAACUUAACAUACAAUCCACCUUUGAUUUUAACAGGUGCGUGGUUUCAAACGCACCAUCAUGUACUUGCCACCUGCACUUUAGUGGCUGGAAUUCCUUUUGGUUCUUUAGUAAUGAAUCCUGUAUGUGAAGCGUUGUUAGAGCGUGUAGGUCUAGAGAAAACAUUUGUCUGCCUGUCUGUUGUUGUGUUAGUAAUCGGAAUACCAUGCUCCCUUGUGUUCGCACAGCCCCCAGAUGAUUACGAUGAAUUAGAUGAAAAAGGAGAGAACGACAUAGGUGUACAGACACCGAAAACACAAAUACCUAACUCUGACAGUGGUAGCGAGUGGCUGAAAGAGAUGAUAAGCAAAGAGCGCGAGCCUUAUUCUAUAUGUUGCGUGGGAUGCCAACCUGAAUUGUGGACCGAUAGUAUUUUCUUACUUUAUCUGCUCGGACAAUUUGUGAAAGGUCUAGGCUACGUUUUUCCAUUUAUUCAUUUGGUAACUUUCAUGAGAUCAAUCGGAAUUCCUGGAAAACAAGGAUCAAUUGUAAUGACAAUAAAAGGAUUAUCGGAUAUGAUAGGUCGACUUUUAGCAGGCAUUCUAGGUGAAAGUCUGCCUUUUCAAAUCAUACAUAUGUACGUUAUUUGCACGGGCAUCAUGGCGAUUACAACCUACUUAGUUACGUUUGCUCACAACUUCACACACAUGGUAUUCUAUGCUAUAUUUAUAGGCUUCUUCAAUGGUGUUUUCAACUCGUUGCUUUUCCCUACAACAACGCAAUUGUUUCGUAAAGACCUCGCUAGGCAAGCAUGGGCAUUCUGCCAGGUACCACCGGGUAUAGCCAUCAUUAUAGGACCCGGAGUCGCUGGUUUCAUAUACGACGCAACUAAAAAUUAUACGGUGGAUUUUUAUGUAAAUACAGGCAUUUUUGAAUUAGCAAUGUUAAUAUUUGCAAGUAUACCAGCCAUUAGACUGGGCAGAUGGCUAUGGGAAAAUAAACACCAAACAGAAGAAUCCAAGAGACGUCCAACGGUGAUAGAGAUGACGCGUUUGUUUGUCAAGGAGUAUCACGGGAAACGCAAACACCAACAAAAGGGUUACAGUUCGUUUGAAUAAUUUCCUAAAAUAGGUCUAAACUAAUUAAAUGUAAAACCAGAGUAAUCAUUGUUUGAAUUGACCCUCCUCUACCUGUCUGUCAUGAGCUAAAAAUUCGAUUCCAUGAAUUGCUUAAUUUAUAUAAAUACCCCCAAUAGGGAGAUUUCGCAACCGUACGAAAACGAUAACGAAUACGUCAUUAUCAUUAUCGUCAUUCGUGCCUAAAUUGCAAAUAUGCUGUACGCGCUGAGUAUGAUCCUUUAUUCAUGCAAAAGGUAUGAAUCGCCUGACAGAUAGACUCCUGUAUGGGAAGGGUUGUCUAAAAAUUCUAUGACGUAACCGUAUUCGUUAUCGUUUUUGUAAACUUGCGAAAACUCCCUAAUUAAUUUUUUAUCGAGAAUUUAAUUUUUCUCGUCAAUUACCGAAAUUGACAAAAAAUGUAUUACCUCUAUUCGUUUGCAUGGGCUUGGUAAUAAGUAUAAGGAUUUUGUAGAAAAGUCUGUAACUCAGAAUCAACUUUCUUUCCUUUUUUUUGUGGAAAUUAAUAACUUAUUUGAUUAUUUUUAAAUGAACAAUUUAAAAUCUUAAUUGAAUUUUUGUGGUUUUAACGAUGUUUUUGGCAGACAGUGUACCUUUAUUGUUGGUGUAUACUUUUCAGGCAAUAAUAUGGUAUUUAUUUGUUUCAAUCUUAGUAAUAGUCCUAAUUUAAAAUGGAUGUGAUAUUUUCUAUAUAAGUUUAGAUUGUUGUGAAAAAGAUAUAAAUGUGCAAAUAUUAAUAGUGCUUUAAGAAGCAAUAACAGUUUUACUGUAGUAUGUACUUAGAAUAAAACAAAAGAAUGAUUGUCGUCCCUAAUGUUUACAAUAGCACUUGUCUUAUUGUGUAGCGAUACUUCAAGCUUGGGCUCAAGUAAAAUGAAUGUCAUCUUAACAAAGUGAAUCCCAAUAGAAUAUAGGCUAGUAAGAAUUAUAGUAUAAUAAAAUUUGCGACAUCAUUACUUGUUACAUUUCCAAACAAACAACGAAUACAUUGUAAAUUGCAAAGGAUGACAAUGGAUAUUGUAAUAAUAAUAAAAUGCAUUUAUCAACAAUGCAUUAAUUACAAACAUCAGUUAAUGAAAUAAGGAAUUAAUAAAAAUAUUUAUUAAAAAAACAAA
Messenger RNA from Anneissia japonica, 2819 nucleotides. Its product is annotated as monocarboxylate transporter 13-like. The coding region runs from base 133 to 1686 and encodes 517 amino acids. The record is from RefSeq and is a predicted model, not a curated record. Gene Ontology annotation, biological process: transmembrane transport. Lineage: Eukaryota; Metazoa; Echinodermata; Crinoidea; Comatulida; Comatulidae. Gene Ontology annotation, molecular function: transmembrane transporter activity. The transcript is spliced from 7 exons.